Diospyros lotus (date-plum) is the source of this 1456-nucleotide messenger RNA. RefSeq lists its product as uncharacterized. The coding region runs from base 97 to 906 and encodes 269 amino acids. Gene Ontology annotation, cellular component: nucleoplasm; mitochondrion. The record is from RefSeq and is a predicted model, not a curated record. NCBI's taxonomy places the organism in Eukaryota, Viridiplantae, Streptophyta, Magnoliopsida, Ericales, Ebenaceae. Gene Ontology annotation, molecular function: cadherin binding. The transcript has 4 exons.
AAGAGAAAAAGAGCGAAAAUCGUCCGGAAAAAGAAAAAAGAGGCCAAAAUCACAUCCUAGGCCCUUUGCAGGAUCGUCAGAGGGCGGUGAGAAGAGAUGGCACGCAGCGUAUCAAGGUCGCCGUCGUACCGGCGGAGAUACUCUCCUCCAUCUCCGGCGAGGCACAGCCGGGGCAGCAGGCGCAGUCGAAGAGACCGAAGCCGCUCUCCCUAUUCCAAUUCUCACGCUCAGGCCACCAGAAGAAGAAGCCCGUCUAGUACCCCACGCCGCCGUAGAAGCCGUUCACCAGCUUUGAGAUCCCGUAAAAGUCGAUCACCAACUCCUAGGCGUCAUAGAAGGCAAAGAAGUAGGAGUUCUUCGUUGUCUGCUCUACCCAAGUCACGAAGUCCAAGUAUUUUGUCAAGUGACCGCAAAAAUGUGAUUGAAAGGUUAAGGAAAGAAGAAGAAGAAAAGAAAAGGCGUCAACAUGAAGCAGAGCUGAAAUUAUUAGAAGAGGAGACUGCAAGGAGACUAGAAGAGGCAAUUCGGAAAAGAGUUGAGGAAAAAAUGAAUUCAGAGGAAAUUAAGCUUGAAAUAGAGAAGCGGAUUGAAGAUGGACGGAAGAAACUGUUUGAUGAUGUUGAAGCUCAACUAGAAAAUGAAAAAGAAGCUGCUCUUAUUGAGGCAAGGAAGAAAGAGGAGCAAGCACGAAAGGAGAGAGAAGAACUGGAUAAAAUGCUCGAAGAGAAUAGGAGGAGGGUAGAAGAGUCUCAGAGGAGAGAAGCUCUGGAAUUACAGCGGAAAGAGGAGGAACGGUACCGAGAACUGGAGUUGAUUCAGAGGCAAAAAGAAGAGGCCGCUCGAAGAAAGAAGCUCGAGGAGGAGGAGCUACGUGCAAAUCAAAUUAAGUUAUUGGGUAAGAGAUAAAUCUUGGCCAGAGCUGGAAUCUUGGAACAGCUGUUUAGUCAUGUCCCGUUAGGGGAGAGAUUAAGGCUCUUGAUUAUUGUUAUUAGUUAUGAGUGUCGGAAGAGGCAGUUGAAGACAGCAUUGGCAAACAGGUUGAUUAGGCUUUUGAGGUCUAUUACUUGAAACUUUUCUUUUCAUUAAGGUGAAAAAUUUGGGGCUUUGAGUUUACUGCUUAGAGCUGCUGCUUAGUAUUUCAUUAAACAUGCUGUUCUGUAUGCACACAGGAUGAUGCAAUGUAAUGUUAUAUUGGUCAAGCAGACCUAUAUAAGCAGCUCUCCAGUCCACUUAAGUUGCAAGAUGGCAAUACGACUUGUGCUUAUCAGUCAGUUAUUCAAGGGGCAUGUUGCUGCAACUUCAGAAGCUAACGUUGCCAUACAACAAAUUCCAUUACUUAUCUGUAGGAGAGAUACAUGCAUGCAGGUCUCAACGUAUAUUGAUGAAGACGUGUGAUAUAAUACAAUUAUGAUUGUUGAUAAAUUCAUAUACAAUUGCUAUUGGCAUUUUUGUUUCA